CAAUAAUUCAAUCGACAAAAUGGAUGUCAAAUCAAUCAAAGAAGAGAAGGCUGAGGUAGAAAUCUGGCAAUAUAUAUUCGGCUUCACUCCAAUGGCCCUAGUCAAGUGCGCAAUCGAGCUCGAAAUAGCCGACGCCCAUCGAAAGCCGCCGUGUCUCUUCCCGAUCUCGCCUGCUCCCCCUCCGCCCUCGGCCGCAUCAUGAGGUACUUGACCCACCGCGGCUUCUUCGAGCUCAACCAAUCCACAAACCAAUACUCCAAUACUCCCCUCUCUCUCCUACUUUUUAAAAAGCGGAGCGAAUUGAUGCUGGAGGCCAAGGAGUGGAGCAUGUCGCUGGGGACAUGUUUCAACAUGUCCUUAAGGCUGAUGCUGCUUUCAUCAUGUGGGUGCUGCAUGACUGGAGCGAUUUCGAGUGCAUGAAGAUACUAACGAAAUGUCGAGAAGCAGUUCCGAAGGAGACGAGCAAGGUUAUAAUCGCGGAGGCGGUGAUCGUGGAAGGUGAAGAAGACAAGUAUACCGACGCAAGGCUGGCGCUGGACAUGAUGAUAAUGGUUCACACAGACAAAGGGAGAGAGAGGACUGUUGAAGAAUGGGAUUUAGUGAUCAAAGGGGCUGGUUUCAGUAGCUACACUGUCAAACAUAUUGGCUCAAUUAUUUCUAUCAUUGAGGCCUAUCCCUGAAAUUUACAUAUGUUUGAAUUUUCCUACUUGCUUUGUACUAUAAUAAUGCAUAUUGAACUUAUAUGCUUGUUUUAUUGGUUUCUA
Molecule: messenger RNA, 764 nt
Organism: Salvia hispanica
Lineage: Eukaryota; Viridiplantae; Streptophyta; Magnoliopsida; Lamiales; Lamiaceae
Source: RefSeq, a predicted model, not a curated record